AUGCCUUCGAUAAGCGAGAUCGUAAAGGCAAACCAGCCCGACCUGGCCUCAUAUGAGGAGCUUUGUAAGUACUCUUUCAAUUCCGUCGAUACUGGCAUUAACAGCGAUCCAGACAAAUGGUUCCACGCGCACCCCGAGCUCUCUUUCCAAGAAGCCAAAACUGCCGAGGCCAUCGUAAAACAUCUCGAAACCUUCAAAGCUUUCACGAUCCACACUUCUAUCGGCGGUCACGGUAUUGCUGCCAGCUUCUCCAACGGCCCUGGAAAGACCCUUCUCUUACGUGCUGACAUUGACGCGCUACCUGUUAAAGAGAAGACCGGGCUGAACUAUGCGAGUACGGCGCGUAUGAAGGACUUAGACGAUGUUGAGAAACCCAUUAUGCAUGCCUGUGGCCAUGACAUGCAUAUUACAGCGUUGCUUGCAGCGGCAGAAACUCUAGUCAAAUGUAAAGACGCAUGGAGCGGAGAACUGAUUCUGGUGUUUCAACCAGCGGAAGAGAGGGCAGGCGGUGCGCAAAACAUGGUAGACGACGGGCUCUACCAGAAGGUCAAGGAACCAGACGUCGUUGUCGGCGCGCAUGUCAUGCCAGAAAGAGCCGGUGUCAUAGGAACAAAGCAUGGUUUGAUCGCCAGCUCUGCAGAUCGAUUUCAACUCCGCAUCGAGGGCCGGCAAGCCCACGCAUCCACCCCGCACCGCGGCAUCGAUCCUAUCCUUCAAGCCGCUUCCACAAUUAUGCGUCUCCAAUCCAUUGUAGCGCGAGAAGUAGAUCCCCUGGACUUCGCCGUUGUAACAGUCUCUGCCUUCCAUGCCGGCGACGCCGAAAAUAUCAUUCCCUCGGAAGCCAACCUAAAGAUCGACGUCCGCGCCGCCUUGCCCCAGACCCGCGAACGUGUACUUGCUAGCGUGAAGCGUAUCGUCGCUGCCGAGGCCGAAGCAUCAAACAAUCCAAAUGCUCCCACCUUGACACCAACAACGCAGUUCCCUUUGCUCUUCAAUGACGCCGACAUUACCAAUGCACUAGAAGGGUCUUUCUCAGCUCACUUUCAACCUGACAAGCACUCUUAUCAGUCUGACAUUGCGCGCUUGCAGGGCUCAGAAGAUUUUGGUAUCUUGGCUACCGCGAUCGGUAAGCCGAGUUGCUUUUUCUUGUAUGGAGGAACGGAUCCAGCGGUUUGGGACAAGGCGGAGAAGGAGGGAAGGCUUAGUGAAGAUGUUCCAGGAAACCAUAGUCCGUUCUUCGCACCGGUUGUGCAGCCUACGUUGACGGUGGGAAUGGAGGGGUAUGUUGUUGCUGCAUUGACCUUCCUGAAGAAAGGGGAGUGA
This is a messenger RNA of Alternaria arborescens, 1323 nucleotides long. RefSeq lists its product as hypothetical. Gene Ontology annotation, molecular function: hydrolase activity. The record is from RefSeq and is a predicted model, not a curated record. The transcript has a single exon. Lineage: Eukaryota; Fungi; Ascomycota; Dothideomycetes; Pleosporales; Pleosporaceae. The coding region runs from base 1 to 1323 and encodes 440 amino acids.